Molecule: messenger RNA, 1107 nt
Organism: Aspergillus oryzae RIB40
Lineage: Eukaryota; Fungi; Ascomycota; Eurotiomycetes; Eurotiales; Aspergillaceae
Product: glycoside hydrolase family 28 protein
Exons: 4
Coding region: 1-1107 (368 amino acids)
Biological process (GO): pectin catabolic process
Cellular component (GO): extracellular region
Molecular function (GO): polygalacturonase activity
Source: RefSeq, a predicted model, not a curated record
AUGAAGCGCACAGUGGUCACUACCCCGGUUUCUGUACCAACAGCCAGCUCAUCCUUUACCGGUAACGGUGGAACGACCUGCACCGUAACUGAGUACGCUGCAAUCUCGUCCGCUGUCGCGUCUUGCUCCAACAUUCUCUUGUCCGACAUCUAUGCACCCCCUUCCAGCACAAUCGACCUCCAAGGCCUGCAGACUGGCGCUGCUGUAAUCUUUGCUGGCAAGACUACAUUCGGAGACACCGCUGAUAGUGACUUUGAUCCUAUCGUUGUCUCUGGGACCAGCGUUACCAUUACUGGUGUUGAGGGACACGUCAUUGACGGCAAUGGCGCGGCAUAUUGGGAUGGCCAGGGUUCCAAUGGUGGUUCGGACAAGCCCGACCACUUUUUCGUAGUGAAGGACAUGUACAACUCCCGCAUCGAGAACCUCUACAUCCAAAACUGGCCCGUCCACUGCUUCGAGAUUGAAAGCACCGAGCACCUUACUGUCUCCGGCCUGACCCUCAACAAUUCCGCCGGCGAUGCCGCCAACAGCAAGAGCGAUGGUGACCCUGCGGCACACAAUUCCGACGGCUUCGAUAUCAAGGAAAGCAGCUACUUCACCUUGGAGAACACCUGGGUGCACAACCAGGAUGACUGUGUCGCGGUGACUAGCGGAACAGAUAUCGUCGUCGACGGAAUGUACUGCUACGGUGGUCAUGGUCUUAGCAUCGGCUCUAUUGGCGGCAAGAGCGACAACACGGUUAACGGAGUCACCUUCUCCAAUUCGCAAGUGAUCAGCAGCCAGAACGGUUGUAGAAUCAAGACUAACUCGGGUGAGACCGGCGAGGUCUACAACAUUCGCUACGAGAACAUCACCUUGUCCGACAUUAGCGACUACGGUAUCGAUGUGCAGCAAGACUACUUGAAUGGCGGUCCUACCGGUGAACCUACGAACGGAGUCACCAUUGCCAAUGUCACUUUCGUAGAUGUUACAGGAACGAUGAGUGACGGUAAGGAUUAUUACAUUCUCUGUGGAGAUGACAGCUGCUCCAACUUUGUGUUUGAUGGAGUGAGCAUCACUGGCGGUAGCGGCGAUAGCUGCAACUACCCCUCGACCGGUUGCCCUUAG